AUGAUUACCUACCUAUUUCAUACCUAUUUAUUAAGAAAAUGCUUUCUUAAAAGUUUUAUUUCUAUACUAUUAUUUGCAGAUUUAAAUGUAGAUUCCAAAGAGAGUGGACACUGUGAAAAUAAAUUAUCCUUUAAAGAAGAUUUCGAUUCACAUGUCCCCACUUCUGUCGUCCAAUCAUCUUCAGAAAUAAAAUCAACAUCAAUUAUAGAAACUGCAGAAUUGAUGAAAAAGUCAGUUUUUUUGAGUCCAACUUUUAUUUCCAACAAUACAAGUGUUAUCCAAGGAGAAAUAGAGAUCGUUGGAAAUGUUGUAGAAGGCACAGAAGUUAGUGCUGGACUUGUUAAUGAUGAAAAUAUAAUUGAAAAAGCUGAAGAAGUGUCCAUAGACAUGCACCGAGAACAUAUAUCUUUGUCUAACGUACAAAAAUUGAGUCCAAAUUCCUCAAAUAUUCAGGAGAAUAAACAAUGUGAUCAGAUUUUCAAUGGGAAUAUUAAAAUGCACGAUCUCGAAAUGCAAACACUUAUUGAUGAUCACGCAGAUGAAGCCUAUUCUUCUGAUUGCAGUAGCAGUAAUAUUGCAUGUUCUGUCAAACAUGAUUUAAGUAAAUCCAAUAUAAAUAAAAUUAAUAUAAUUUCAGAGGAAAUAAUUUAUCCAUCCCAGUUUUAUAAAUUAAAAAAUAAUUAUUUACCAAAAGAAAUUUCAUUUAUUCAUGUUCCGAUAAACACUACGAUAAAAAGUAACAAUAAAAACAGCGUUCGACAAGACGAUUUAACUGUGGAUUUAAUACCAAAUGAAAUUGGAAAUGUUGAACCAGCUGAAAUGGCUGGUGUUAAUGAAUGUAACAUGUUUGAGGAGAAUUCUAGAAAAGAAGAUCACGUUUCCAAGGAAGAUUUUGAAAUUUUACAGAAUAUAAACAAAAUGGACCUGUGCACUGUUUUGAACGCAACUGAAUCCGAGUUCAUAAUGACAAUUCAAAAUGAGGUAGACCCUCGACAAAAUCUUGAAGUAUUACCAAUUCCACACAAAAAAGAAGUGAUUAUAGAUGACCAAGUGGCAAUUGAUACUGCUAUAGUUGUACCGUGUCAUAUUGAUUUUGUGGACGAAAGUAAUUUAAUGUUAGAGCGGAAAAAUAUUAGUACACAUAGAAAUAUAUGUUAUGAGCAUGGUGAUAAUGCAGUUAUAGAAUAUUUUGAAGUAAAUGCAAGUUUCUCUAGAAAUCACAAAAAUAAUGAAGUUAUUUUAACUAAUGCCAUUUCAAAUGAAAAUAAAUCUGAUAUGUUGCUGGAUAAAAAUAAUGCAACGCCGCAUGUUAUUGAAGCUGUAACUGAAAUUCAAACUUCGCCUGGAAAUCAAUACUCUCUAAUGAAAGCUGGUUCACAAAGUGAAUAUACGCCUUCUGAUAGGGACAAUUGCGAGGAUGCACUUGACAUUAGGACGGAUGCUAACAUAUCGGAAAAUAAUAAUGUUGAACUACAGAGUACACUGCAAAACGGAGACGCCGAUUUAAUAAACACUGAUAAGAAUAUUUCUUUCACGGAUGAUCGGGAUGAUGGACAGGUUUCGUUUCGUAAAUCAGUCAAAAACAAUGUAAUGAAAAGUGAAGGUAAAUGUCGACGGCGAUCUAAAUCAACACGGAAAACCUCCGACGAAAAUAAAGCCAGCAAUCCUAUAGAAACUUCAGUAAUAAGUAAACACAAGCAGGACAAAAACAAUGGCGCUCAAGGAACACCUACAGGAAGUCCCAUUGUAUAUUUCAAACAUUAUAAGAAGCAAGUUUGUGAAAAAAACGAACUUGUUGAAAACCGAAAUGAACAACAAAAUAGCAAGAAUACUCCUGAUGAAUGUAAAGAUAAUGGUUCUCGAGAGAGCAAUAAAUUGGAUCUUCACCACAUGAAUAAAGCUGCUGUUCAUGAGGACCAAAUUAAAGAAAUUGCUAAAUACUUAAGCGAAUUUGCUAACUUAAAAAAGAGAAAUCAUUUUAUGGAUAGGAAUAAAACGGUUGGUGGUAACGCAGUGAGUAAUACGAAAAACAUCACCUAUUCGAAAUCGUCCAUUCAAGGUGUUGAAAAACCGGGUGGUUCAGGAAUAACCAAUAAGAUUCAAAAUUACCCGCCUACUAAAACGUAUGAACGUAGAGGUAGACAGGGCUGGAAAAAUAUUCAUCUGUCUACCUUUAAAGGUUCUAAAACAUCUACCCACUCCAUAGACCUGCCUGAUAGUAGAACUACUAAUAUUUGUAAUGAAAUAGAAGUAUGUCUUUGCCAUGAUUUUGGCCGAUUAAUGUCAUAUGAUGAUGUAAACAGUUAUGAACAUAUUCAUUUCUGGAAUAAUCCAAGGAUGGAAUGUACGCCUGAUCUCAUAUUUAGUAUUUAUAGUGAAGAUGCUGCUCCUGUAACCAUUGAUGAGGAUAUAAAAGACUAUCCUAUUGAUGUUUGCGAUGAUAUCCCUUAUAGAUUGUGUUGGAACCAAAUUAAACCUAUCAAUAAAAAGGAAACAGAAAACAAUGUUACAUCAAGGGUUAUCGAGAAUAUAAGGGAGAACGACAAUGAAAACCAGGAAGCUGAAAAGGAACACAUGGUUGAAAAUACAAUGCUGACUGUAAAUAUCUUACAAAACUGCGAAGGGAUACCAAAUGAUAAAGAUGAACCUUGUGCAAAAACGGGACAGAAGCGAAAACGUUCUUCUCUCGUUCCGCCCGAUAAUGGCGAACCACCAGCGAAAAAUAAAAACCAAGGAACGCCUAUACAGUUACCGGAAGCGAAAGAAACACAUGCCUAUAUUGAGGAGCAACAUACUUCAACGAAGUCUGUGAAGAACAUUCCUGUUAAAAACAGCCCUCUAAAAGACUCCUCCUGUGGGAGUACGACACUUUUUGCAACUGGAGAACAUCAUACAGGGGCAUGCACUCCAGCAAAUGACACUACAACUGAACAUUUUGAUCCGCCAUCAACUUCGGUAAAUGAGGUCAAAAUUCACUGUCGACUAAAGACUCAACUGUCAACAGAGAAUGAAAAUAAGCCUAUCAUUUGUGGUGUUUGCCAAUUAAGUGUUGAAGGCGAUUGGAUACAGCACAUCUCUUCAAAACAUGAUUAUCUGGCUUGGAAAUCAGGAGAACCGUCCUUGGAUGUCCACGAUGAGGUUGCGGUUCGUGAACACUUGAACUUGAUCACGAAGACGGGUUGUGGACUCACGUGCGCUAAAUGCGGACUCACUAGAAAAUAUGUAAAAGCAUACUUGAGCCACGUGAGAAGAUGCUUGGGGUCAAAAACCGAUUGUUCAUCUGAACUGCGGACCCAUGAGGAACUAGUAGAAUCUAGUGUUAAAAUGAAGGAACCGCCUGCCGACGACCGAGCCGGCCAUGUGAUAUGUGGCGUGUGUGAAGAAUCUAUGCAGGACUCUGAAUGGAAUGAGCAUAGAGCAUCUCGACAUGACUAUCUUGCUUGGAAAUGUGGAGAAUUACCUUUGGAUGUGCGAGAUGAGGCCGCAGUUAAAGCACACUUGUAUGAGAUAACGAAGGCGUGUGGCGGCCUGACAUGCGCUAAAUGUGGACUCACCAGGAAAUAUGUCAAAGCUUACUUGAGCCAUGUUCGAAACUGCACUGGGCUGAGCGAGUCUCAAAACGAUAGCGCAUACAACGUCUCAUCGGAGGUUAUCCUGAAAGUGGAAUCUAGUCCUGUUACUGAAGUAACUGUCGCCAAUGUAGCAGAUACGAAUACUGGUCCAAUAAAAUGUGGAGUGUGUGAGGAAUCGGUACAGACGGAAGACUGGAAUCAUCACAUAGGCUCACGACACAACUACUUGGUAUGGGAACAUGGAAAUACGCCUUUGGAUAUAUAUGAUGAGGAGGCAGUUCGAAAUCACUUGUACGAGAUCAGCAAGGCAUGUGGCGGCCUCACCUGCUCUAAAUGUGGACUAACCAGAAAAUAUGUUAAAGCCUACAUGAGUCAUAUUAAGAGCUGCAGUGGACUUAACCAGUCCCAAAAUGAUAGUACAUAUAACGUAUUAUUCGAUGAAGUGAAGUUACCCGAAAAGUCUAGUGAUACAAAACUUGCAACUAAAAUAGCAAAUGCGAAUGACAUGGUUAAAUGCGCGCUUUGUGAAGAAUCUAUGCGAGAAAAAGAUUGGAUUAGCCACAUAGCCUCACAACACGAUUACUUAGCAUGGAAAGUUGGAGAUACAGCUUUGGAUGUGCAAGAUGACGUCGCCGUGAAAGACCACUUGUAUGAAAUCACGCACACAUGUGGCGGGCUCACGUGCUCAAAAUGUGGACUCACCAGAAAAUACGUCAAAGCUUAUUUAACUCAUUUCAAAAACUGCAGUGGGGUUGAUGAAUCACAGAAUACCAGUGCUUGCAACACCUCAACCGAGAAGUCUGGUCUGGACGUGGUUGAAUUUGCUAACAGUUCUACAAGCAAUCACAAAGUACACGAGUCCCUAGUAAAAUGUGGUGUUUGCUCGCAGGAUGUUCAAGAAACAGAGUGGAACACUCAUAUAGGAUUUCUUCAUAAUUAUCUGGCUUGGAAAUGUGGAGAGGAGAGUUUGGAUGUGGCCGAUGAGGAAACAGUCCAGAAGCACUUGGUAAACAUCAAAAAGGAGACCGGUGCCCUGACGUGUGCGAAAUGCUGCAAAAAUGUCAAAACUGUAAAAAAAUACAUGAGACACGUUGAGACAUGCGAAGGAAUAAAUAGUAGUGAUUUGAAAGACAGCACUCUGGAUCUAGUGGUAGAGAGACAAGUGGAGGCGCUAACAACAACAGCAGACUCCGCGCUGGUGAAGUGUGGGGUGUGCGGGCAGUACUCGGCGCACGCCGACUGGACGCAACACAUAGCCGCCAGUCACGGAUAUGUGGCUUGGAAAGACGGCGAACCUCCUUUAAAUAUAAACGACGAAGAGGAAGUACGAGUACACUUGCGUAAUAUUAUUAUUGAAAUCGGAACUCUGACCUGUCAGAAAUGUGAACUGCCGUGCAAAUCUGUUAAGUCCUACUUACAUCAUGUGAAAAUUUGCGAGGGCAUAAAGGUUUGUGAAACUUUAAAUGAGGAGACCGAAAAUAAAUCUGCACUGCCAAAAAUUGAAAAAGCGAAUACUUUUAAAUGUGGAGUAUGUAACGAUGUUGUAAUUAGUUUACUGUGGGGAAAGCAUUUGUCUGAAAUGCACGAUUACCUCGCUUGGAAGGAGGGGGAUGCUCCUUUGGACGUGGACGACGAAGAAGAGGUUCAUCAACAUUUGUCCAAUUGCACUAAAGAAUUUGGAAGUUUGUACUGCAAAUACUGUGGAAAAAAUCGAAAAUACGCGAAAUCCUUUAUGGAACACAUAAAGGCCUGCAAAAUUGGUGGUAUAAGGGAAAGAGCCCCAGCUACCGUUGUUGAUUUCGACGAUAUAGACUUCGCUAGCGGCGGAACCUGCGGCGUCUGUGAAAAGGAAGUGGAGCCCGGCAAAUGGAUACAGCACACGCAGAAAGAACACAACUACCUAGCAUGGAGAAAAGGAGAGAGGCCUUGGAACUUGGACGAUUUUGAAGACGUGAACCAGUAUUUGUACGUAAUCUGCAAAAGGAUGGAUGGUUUAACUUGUAACAAGUGUGGAUUAGUGAGAAAAUAUGUGAAAACUUAUUUGACACACAUAAAAAAUUGUGAUGUUAUCGACACGUCAGUUGCGGAAGGAAUCGGGCCUUCGAAUAAAGAUGAAAAUCAGUGCGCCAUGUGUAAAGAAGUGGUAAAGACGAAAGAUUGGAAAACUCACGCUAUAGAAAAUCAUUACAAUAUAACUUGGAUAGUCGGCGAAACUCCUAUUGACAUCAAAAACGUUUACGCUGUAGAGAGAUUUCUAAAAGAAUAUAAACAAAUAAAGGGUAAUUUAAAGUGUAACGCGUGCGGCACCACUCGAGCGUCCUUUGCUGGCUUUUAUGCGCACAUCAUAAUAUGUAGAAAAACGGAGGAGGAAAUAGACAUGUAUCGAUCCCUGUGUGAUAUAUGUAAUAAUAAAUAUCUCUGCAUAUAUAAGAAUCAGCACGCAAUGAUGCACAGGGUACAAACGCUCACAGCGGAGGCCAAAAUAAAACCAAUUGAGGACAAGAAAGACAUUAUUGUAUCGGGCAAGAGGCGCGCUGCUGUGAAGGCGCGGUCAGUAAUUGAAAACUAUAGUGACAACAUGAGUAAGCAUUCACAUUCGUGUAAGGCAUGUGGAUUUGGUACGGAUUUCAAAGAGGAACUACAGAAGCACAAAUGCGAAGUGUCGAAAGACUUCAGUGGAGACGAGGAGUCGGCCGCCGAGAUAGGGAGCUCAGAGGACGAAUCGGAAGAUACAGACGUCGAUUCCAAUAUUUCGAAUGAAGUAAAUGACUGUGGAGACGACGAUGAUGAUGAUGCCGAGCUUCAAGCGAAAAAGAAACGGUAUAGAGAUCCUGCGCCAUUGUUGUCGAAAGUGACACGUAUUCCCUUCAAAGUUGAUGAUGUCAAUUCAUAUAUACGCAAGGGCGAUGAAGAUUUUUGUAAAACUUAUUUGACUGAUGAAGUAUUGUUUCCUCGAUGGCAAUGUCAACACGAACCCGUACUCGAAUCUGAAGUGACGAGAUACAUGCCACCACUGGAGCACUCUUGUAAAUUCAAAACUGAUUCCGCUUGGACAACUUUGAAGAGAUUCCAAGCUUUAAAGGACGACUGUAGUACCAGUAUAUUCGUGGGUGCAAGCAUAGUGUGUAUUGCCUGGGUGCCGCCCCGAGUAGAGGAUAUGUCUGACGGGGCGUCCAACUUCCUGGCUAUAGCUUGCCACAACGGGCCGGACUGCCCGCGUUACCAAGGCGGAGAAACGCCGAAACACGAAAAUCUAAUACAAAUAUGGAGUUUCAACAAGUUUCGAGGAUUACCGGAGAUAGUGUUGGGUAUAGCACACGACUUCGGGACGGUUUGGUCGAUGGACUGGUGUCCGUCGGGCGCGAGGGACGCCUUGACGGCCGAGAGCGCGGAGAACGCGUCGAGUCGUCUAGGGCUGCUCGCGGUGGCGUGCUCCAGCGGAUCCGUCUAUAUUUUUGCUAUUCCCUAUCCGUCCACUGUAGUUAAGAAUAAUCAAAUUGUCCAGAAACUGAAACCAGUUGCGGAGUUAAGAAUGACUAUGGGCAGUAACAGAAAACCAUAUCAGGCAACUUCUGUUUCCUGGUCUAAACAAAAACAACAUAAUCUAGUGUUAGUCGGUUACGCGGAUGGUUCAACGGCCUAUUAUGAUUUGCAUACCGACUCGCCAUUGUUGUCGGCGGUAGAAAAUAACGUUCAAGUGUUUCACCCGUAUUACGACGAACGACCACACAACACCUGCAUUACAGGUACGGAUCUGUAUCCGGUGUCCGGUGAUACGGCCGGAUCUGGCAGCGGCGCGUGGUCGGCGCCGACCGGCGCGGAGCUGGCGGCGCGCGCCGGCACGGGCGCGCCGGGCCGCGCGCGGCUGGCCACCGCCUCGCUCGGCGUCGCGUUCGCGCCCCACGCCUGCACCGCCGUCAUUUCUGGAGACGACGCCAUCAUGCAAGCGUCUGUGAGCGAGCUGGUGUGGGUGCCGCCGGGGCGGCGCUUGGGCGGCACGCGCUGCGCGGCCGGCUGCGCGCGCUGCGGCCGCGUGGUCGCGUCCAUGCCGCCUACUCUGCGCAUCAUGCGCAUGCACCCCUCCUUCUGCGACGCCAAGAAGCAGGUUAUUGGAAUGUUAGAAAUGACACACCUCGCGAAGAAGAGAACGAAACAAGUCAACGAUGAGCUGUCUAUGACCAUAGAACCCUUGACUUAUGGUGACGCUGUCAGCAAAUAUGGAAUCGCGUUCACGAGAAUCGCCAAAAGUGAUAGGGUAAUGCAACAGCAAUGUUCGGCGAAGCCAAAGACGCAUUGCCCGGAGAGAUUCCCUCUAGCAGAUGUUGAGUCCAUGGCCUUCUGCCCGUCCAAAAAGUUCCAUGACAAACUGGCAAUUGCCACACACUCUGGUAUACUGUUCCUAAUUACCACAAACUAACAUGAUGAUAUUUUAAUUGUUGUUGUCACCAAGAGUUAGU
Molecule: messenger RNA, 8029 nt
Organism: Cydia amplana
Lineage: Eukaryota; Metazoa; Arthropoda; Insecta; Lepidoptera; Tortricidae
Exons: 34
Coding region: 1-7989 (2662 amino acids)
Biological process (GO): transcription by RNA polymerase III
Cellular component (GO): transcription factor TFIIIC complex
Molecular function (GO): protein binding
Source: RefSeq, a predicted model, not a curated record